Cyclospora cayetanensis is the source of this 1257-nucleotide messenger RNA. RefSeq lists its product as uncharacterized. The annotation marks the transcript as partial. NCBI's taxonomy places the organism in Eukaryota, Apicomplexa, Conoidasida, Eucoccidiorida, Eimeriidae. The transcript has 5 exons. The record is from RefSeq and is a predicted model, not a curated record.
AUGAUUACUGACACGAGGCGUUGUCAUGAUGGACCGUCGAGUACAACUCGGUCUGCUGCAGUUUCCCUUGCAGCACGCUCUGCCCUUCAUCUAAGAGACAUUAGCAGGGCUCUCAGCUCUCCUCAGGCAAGUCGCCUAUGCUCAUGUGGCUCUCCAUCUUCGAAUAUGAACUGCCGUAGCUGUUGUGCUUCGUGUGCUCAACAGCAGCCUACACCUGAGCCUAAUGCGAGCGAGGGUGCCUUCCCAGGCCUUGAAUCCCCUGAAGGGCCGUUUUCUGAGUCUCCAGCCUUCAUUCCACCCUUAGGAGCGGCAGCACUCCCAUUGGGGGGAGGAGGCGAGAAGCGGCCAGAGCGGCAUAUGCGCAACUCUGGAUUCCCCUGCGAGGAGGGGGGCAGUAGGGGUGGCAGUCCCUUCUUACCGAUUGUGCAUCAUGGAGGGCCCCCCCCUGUCGAGGUUCCAGAUUGGAGUCAUGGUGUAUUCGAUCCUCCUCCGAAGAACGCCCCUCCCCAAACAGAAAGCCGCAUCAAGAUUAAAUUUUUAGACCCCUUCCCCCCCCCUACAAGUGCCCCUUCCCUGGCGUCGUUUUCUGUGUACGGAUCGGGGAAGCCUCGCGAACCACUGCUCCUCGCAUGCCACCCCCUUCCAGAAGGACAGGCUUCAUGCGAAGUGCUCUCAAAUAAGCCUUUUUUCCAGAUCCCAGAGGAAUCUCUCUACAGGGGCUGGAGUAUGGGGGAGGGGGAUCGAACAGCAACCAGCAGCCAGCACUCUCUCUCGACACUUGCUGGAGAAGGCGACGAAUCACCGAGCUACCCUGCCUCUCACUCUGCACAAGGCCAAGGCUUACUUUGCUGUGAAGCCUCCUCCGACGCUGAGAACUGCGUAACGUGCUCGGGAAUAUUCAAUGGCUCAUACGACCCCCUUCAUGCAGCACCAGUGGCUGGAGGGUUCUACGGUCCUGGUGGGGGAGAAGACGAGGCUCCUUUUGAGCCAACAAUCGGAGACAGGAUGCCUCGAGGCAGUUCCCGCAAGUGGCCGCAUUCAGAAGAUCUUACCGAACCUUUGUCUCCAAAGGAUCUCUUCAAAGUGCUGCCCCAGCUGCGGCAGCAGCUCGGAGGUGUCGCUGAUGUAAGCUUUUUGCACGAAGCAUCCUGUUCUAGUGUUUUAGAUAGAGUGCCUUCUAAUAGAGUGCCUUCUAGUGUUUUAGAUAGAGUGCUUUCUAGUGCUCCUAGUAGAGUGACUUCUAGUGCUUUAGAUAGA